UCUUCCAGGAACGUUCGAAACGUGACAAGGAAAGCGAGAAUGCCAAGGGAGAAGAGAGCGACGGGGGCACCAAGGCCAGGACCAAGGUGAAGAACCUCGGUGAAGAGAAGAGAGUAUCUUCAGAACAGACAAACGAGGAACGUCUUUCAACGGUAACUUCCCAACUUGAAGGGCAGCAGAGGGAGGAAGUGGAUGCAGCACACAACUUCAAAAGCUGCGAUGUAACAGAAAAGACUAAUAAAAAGUUACGGGGUGAUCUAACAGCUAUUCAGAAGAGGCUGGACGACGUCGAAAAAUUCAUGUUCGGACUUGGAUCAAAUAAAUGUCCUAUGAGACUAAAUGAAGUCGGGAAAGUGGAUGCUAAAACGGAGCAGGACCUUCUGGAAACCAUCAGCAAACUGAAGGAAGCUGUAGAGAGGAUCUCUUUCGAAAAUGAAACACUGCUAGAUAAAAUGAGGGAGGUAACAGAGCAGCGUCGCAAUGAAGACAAAAAUAAUGAGGCCAUCAAGACACUUAAUGAGGCUGUACGCACGUUCAAAACUGAUAAUUUUAUAGAUAAAAUUUCCGAACUGCAGGAGCAGCACCAGAAUGAAAAGAAAGGAAAUCAGGAAACCAUAAAAAAACUGAAUGAAGCUGUAGAGAGGAUCUCCUCAGAAAAUAAGAAGUUCCUAGUUAAGAUGGCAGAACUGGAGGAGAAGCACCACAAUGAAAAGAAAGAAAAUGAAGAGAACAUCAACAGACUGUGUGAGGCUAUGGAGAUAAUUGCUUUAGAUAAUAAGAAAAUGAAUGUUAAAAUAAAGGACCUGACGAAGCAACGCCAUAAUGAAACAAACGAAGAUCAGGAACAUAUCGACACAAUGGGUGAGGCUGCAGAUAUGAUUUCUUUCACAAAUGAGAGAAGACAUGUUAACAUGGCGGAGACGAACUGCAGAAAAGUUAAAUACAAUGAUGAUAUCGUCAACAGGCUGAACAGACUGAAUCAGGCUGUAGAUAGGAUUUCAUAUGAUUACAAGGAGCUGAAGGAGGAAAUCGGUUUGUUUCGAAACUGCUUUCAGGAUGGCGACAUCGCAGUUGCCAAACCUGACGAGGCGGUGUAGCAUCUCAAUGCCAGUGGACACAGGAAACUCGAGAAGAAGCAGGAUCGUGAGAGCUCUGACCAGCUGGAUAGUCAAGACACCGAGAGCAUCGAGGACGACAGCGACUGGGACGAGGACGCCGUCAAUGACGAUGAACCAAUGCGGACAAUGUACAUGCCGCUUUCAAAUGAACCGUCAGUUUAUACCACUGAAGGGGUCAAUCCACAAAGCCCCCAAGUGCUCAUCGUCCCACUGUUAGGCGACUUCAAACCCUUGAAACUUUUAGGAAGUGGCGGCUAUGGUCACAUCCACUUGGUGCAAAAGAAGAAUGGCAAAGAUAGAGGCAAACUGUAUGCCAUGAAGACGAUGAAUACAUCGCAAAUAUUUUCUGCAAACAACGGCCCAGAACGGCACAACACUGAAUGUUACAUCCAUCAAAAAGUAGCUGACCAUCCGUUUUUGGUGGGAAUGUAUUACCGCUUUCAGACAGAAUUGAAGGUGUGCUUAAUGCUGGAUUAUUAUCCGGGUGGCGACAUGUACCAUGUACUACUUGAACAGGGCGUGUUUAGAGAGAGUGCAGCUAGACUUUACCUAGCUGAGAUAGUCCUAGGUGUAGAACACCUGCAUCAGCUUGGAAUCAUCCAUCGAGACUUGAAACCGGACAAUAUACUGAUAGACUCUGAAGGUCAUAUAGCCAUAACUGAUUUUGGAUUAACUAAGUCAUUCCUGUCCUACACAAAGAAAAAUCGUGCUUACUCGUGGUGUGGCACUCCAUCGUAUAUGGCCCCAGAGAUGAUUGACUCUGAAACAGGCUAUGGCAUUGAAGUGGACUGGUGGGGCGUUGGACUUAUCUGUUAUGAGAUGCUGUCAGGGUGCUCGGCCUUUGAACCUGGUGAUGAAAAAGGCUUUAAAAAACUUUUUGAACAAAUUACAUCGGUGUCACCGGUAAUACCGGAUUGGCUUUCUGCUGAGGCAGGACAUUUUAUCUCAAGUUUAUUGGAGAAGAACCCAUCAGAACGGCUAGGAACAGGAAAAAAUGGUUCUCAGAAUUAUAUAUAUAUAUAUAUAUAUAUGGUUAUAAAAACAUGGUCCAGUUCUGAAUUGUUCCUUGUCUAUGUAAUGCACUAA
Messenger RNA from Zootermopsis nevadensis, 2204 nucleotides. NCBI's taxonomy places the organism in Eukaryota, Metazoa, Arthropoda, Insecta, Blattodea, Termopsidae. The record is from RefSeq and is a predicted model, not a curated record.